ACAUAUUAAACCCCCAACAUGAAAUCCAGAUAACAAAAGUAACCUAAAUCACAUCCUCGCCCACCUUCUUCAUUAUUAAAUUAUUGUUGUUAUUAUUAACCUAUAUUUUUUUACAUACUUUUUAAAAUCUUUUUUAUUUAUUAUUUAUUAAUAUAAUCUAGUUUCAUCGUUAUCUCAUUUCCCUGUUGCGUGCUCUGUUUUUAUGGGAAAGUCACUUCCAUCUACGACCAGACUCCAAGAAUUCACGAGAGUAAUCUCAUCAGACAAGCUCCAAAAGUCAAAGCGUGCAAAACCCAUAUCUCAAAUCCGAGUUUCUUCGCCCGGAACAGUCAAAUCGGACAGUUUCCGAGUUGACUCGGAUCAGCAAAAGUCAAGGAGGAUGGAGAGCUCCGAGGGUCAGAGCCGUAGUGGCCAGACUCAGACUCAGCCGCUGUCUCUGGUGGUGGCCGACUGUGUUAAGCGAUGGUUUCAGGACACGCUCAAGGAAGCCAAGACUGGUGAUACCGCUAUGCAGGUCUUGGUGGGCCAAAUGUAUUUCAACGGCUAUGGUGUUGCUAAAGAUCCUCAGAAGGGACGUUCUUGGAUCGGUAGAGCAUCAAAAACUCGAUCUUCUGUUUGGAAAGUAGGUGAUAAACACCCAGGCUACAAUGCAAGUGAUUCAGAUUCUGAUGAUCCGAACGAUGAUUCUAAAAAUAUCAAAUAGGUUUCAUAUUGGAUCCUUUUCUCCCAGUAAAUUGUUAAUGAGGAUAUGGCCAUUAUCUCAACCAAAAGAUCUGAAGCAAAUGUAGUAUUACACAGAUAAGGAGACAUCAAAAUGAAAAAGACAGCUGAAUAGUUUUGUGGAGUAUUUUUUUCUUUUUUUCUUUUCUAAUUGGGUUCUGUUAUGAGGCAUUCUUGUAAUAUUGUACUGCUGUUUAUCUCUGACUUAAAAGUUCAUGUUUUGACUUAAGAGGGUCCCCUCUUUUCUUAGUCGUAAGUAGCUGAAUAUUCCACAAGAUAAGUGAAUGCUAUAAGCAUCUCAUUGAGAUUUUCUUCAGAGAUGGUCAUAUCAUAGAGCUUUUUCUUUUGAGUUUAGGUAUGCUCUUUUGCUUCUGCAAGGAGUCUUGUAUGUUUCGCUGAAGACUGAAACAUAUUGCUCACCUUUUUUUUCUUUUUUGAAUGAUUAUUUCUCUAAGAAAAUUGCUUACA
Molecule: messenger RNA, 1188 nt
Organism: Cannabis sativa
Lineage: Eukaryota; Viridiplantae; Streptophyta; Magnoliopsida; Rosales; Cannabaceae
Exons: 3
Coding region: 203-703 (166 amino acids)
Molecular function (GO): protein binding
Source: RefSeq, a predicted model, not a curated record